AUGCUUGAUCGCAAAGCUAAGGUUUGUUUCAUAGUUGAAGGAUUAAAAUCUCUGUUUUAUGAUGUGAUGGUUUGAAAUCUGGCAGGCAUCAUUUAAAGAAGAGUUGAUGUUAUCUCUAAUGUUAGUGAAGAAACACUUUAUUUUUCCUGUCAAGUCAUGUAUUUAUGUUUUUUAUUUCUUCUUUCAAUCUGCACAGAAAAAUCAACCCACUCCUGUAAGUGGAGAAGCCCCGAGAAUUGUGUGCUCGAGCUUCAACAAGGGGUAAGAAACACGUUUAACUUAUGAUGACAGUAAAAUGCAAACUCAAAUUUAUAGGGGUGUGAUAUUAAACAGUAGUUUACCAAAGUGUCUCUAAAACAAUCUUUUGCCUCUUUCGCAUUUAAUAAGCAGAGUGUAACAUUUGAAACAUGACAGAGAUCUCCCAGCAGAUUAUAAUCUGGGACUGUUCAGAGUUAAAUCUGUUUGGGAUUUGAUUUUGGAUUUACACUGUUUUUGUUCGGUUACAAGACAUGUAUUUAUGUUAUACAUUUCUUUUUUUUGUUUUUUACUGAAUAAGACAAUUCAAAGGCUUCACACAAGACAUUUACUGAUCAAUUAAUCAGUCAGACAAAGGAAAUAUGUAAAAACACAAAAUGAAAUGAGGAAGUUUUAUCAUCUUUUGCUCUCACUGGGAGUCUCCAGUCAAAAACUAGUAAAGUCAGGUCAGAUAGAUAAGAUACUCCUUUAUUAGUCCCACAAGGGGAAAUUCCCAGUAAGGGAAACAAAGACCAUUUUAAUCUACUGUGUUUGAGAUUGAAGGAAAAAUAUAUUUGCGUUAAAAAAGGGUGACAGACCUCCUGACAUGUGUUGUAUGAGGCCUUUUCCUGGAUAAUAUGCAUUAAAAAAGCUUUGUUUUAAAAACGCUGUGUCAGUUUAAAGAUAUUCAGUACUUAGGUUUGUAAUGAACAAGUGUAAACAAAGAGGGGGUUAACUUAUCAAUAACAACAACACAAAAACAGGGAAUAACCUUCAGGUAUUUUAAACCACUGUGAGUGUGCUGCAUUGUUUUUGAUACAAAAAGACACUUUUUCAGUUUGACUCUGAUACUUUCUAAAAGACCAUCUAGUGCAUGUUUAUUGUAAUUUAUCGUCUGAAUACCACCCUGGUUUGAGUCUGUGUGACUGUCAUGUGCCUCUGCGGACAUUUCUGUUGAUGUAUUUGUUUUGUUCAUAUUAAAAUAAUCAACCUGUGUUUCUGUGUUGACCAGUGUCACUGUGUUAGAGGCCUCUAACACAGAAAACUGCAACCCACAGCUUUCUUGGCUGCGCAGACUGUUUAGGCGACCUCUGGUAAGUCUCAGAGCUGUUAAAAUAAGAUCAUUUUUAUUAGUGUGACAUUCAAAGUCAGACACUAAAAAUGUUUGAUACAGUGUGGUUUCAUUUUUAUAUUUGUUGUUACUCGACAGAGAAAAGAUGGUCUGGCUGGCUCCACAGCGCCCCCACCUGGGGAGAAAAACAAUCAACCAAAGAAGAAGAAAUGGAGUAGUAGGCUUUUUAACUGCUGUAGUGUAAGUAAAGCAGAGGAUAACCAGUCUGGACUUCAGUGUUGUUAUAAGUGUUAGUUCUGGUCAUCACCUCUGGACAGAGAAAAAGACUUUUCUUUUGUUUCAUCUGCAAUUCAUGAAAUUCACUCGCUCAGCUUCUUCUUGCAGUCAGUUUUAAAAAGUUUUACUGACACUUUUUCAAACUCUUGAAUGUUGGUAAAGUCUGUUUAAACCAGUUGUUGGUUGUUUUCCAUUAUGAUGCACCAUGUGACAAUAAAUCGUGUGUUUAUAACUGUUUAAUACUGCCAACUGCUGAGAGACAGUAAAGCUCUGAUAUAACCUGGACUCAAAUAAAAGGCUUUAGUGUUAUGAUACAAUAGCUAGAUGUGAACAGUGACAAACAUUUUUAAUGUUGAAAUCUGAGGAAUUGAAAAAGGAAAUAAUACAAACAACAUGAUACAAAACAAUGUCAAUCAAACAGAAGAAAAAAUACACAUUUUAUCUAACAAGUAAGAGAGUUACUGCAUCUGUGCGUGUGUGGUUACAGGUAUGUGUGUGUUUUGAGCAGCUAUAGUCUCACAGUUGUGUUUUUCACAAGCAGGUUGUCAUUUUUGUUAGUCUGUGGUGUAUAUGGAUUCUGGGUAUCUGUCUAAAUAUGGAUAUAAAUCAUGUAAACUACAUGAUAGAUACAUGCAUGAAUACAGUGGUAUGACAGUUCAGUUUAAAUGAUAACAGGUUCCGUUUAUUUUUGAAUGUGUUGCUUGGGCAACAUUUUAGAACUUUCCUACACUACAAAGCUAGGAGUCUACAGUCACUUCGAACAAGACACCGACCAGAUCACACUGAGCACAGCUUAGACCAGAUCGCAUUGAGUGAGACAUCGACCAGAUCACUUAGAAUAAGAAAUCCAACCAAUUUUCGAUUAAGGAAUUCAACCAAUUAGUCCAGGUUCACUUUUCUAAAGAAGUUCAACGAUGCUUGAUCGCAAAGCUAAGGUUUGUUUCAUAGUUGAAGGAUUAAAAUCUCUGUUUUAUGAUGUGAUGGUUUGAAAUCUGGCAGGCAUCAUUUAAAGAAGAGUUGAUGUUAUCUCUAACGUUAGUGAAGAAACACUUUAUUUUUCCUGUCAAGUCAUGUAUUUAUGUUUUUUAUUUCUUCUUUCAAUCUGCACAGAAAAAUCAACCCACUCCUGUAAGUGGAGAAGCCCCGAGAAUUGUGUGCUCGAGCUUCAACAAGGGGUAAGAAACACGUUUAACUUAUGAUGACAGUAAAAUGCAAACUCAAAUUUAUAGGGGUGUGAUAUUAAACAGUAGUUUACCAAAGUGUCUCUAAAACAAUCUUUUGCCUCUUUCGCAUUUAAUAAGCAGAGUGUAACAUUUGAAACAUGACAGAGAUCUCCCAGCAGAUUAUAAUCUGGGACUGUUCAGAGUUAAAUCUGUUUGGGAUUUGAUUUUGGAUUUACACUGUUUUUGUUUGGUUACAAGACAUGUAUUUAUGUUAUACAUUUCUUUUUUUUGUUUUUUACUGAAUAAGACAAUUCAAAGGCUUCACACAAGACAUUGACUGAUCAAUUAAUCAGUCAGACAAAGGAAAUAUGUAAAAACACAAAAUGAAAUGAGGAAGUUUUAUCAUCUUUUGCUCUCACUGGGAGUCUCCAGUCAAAAACUAGUAAAGUCAGGUCAGAUAGAUAAGAUACUCCUUUAUUAGUCCCACAAGGGGAAAUUCCCAGUAAGGGAAACAAAGACCAUUUUAAUCUACUGUGUUUGAGAUUGAAGGAAAAAUAUAUUUGCGUUAAAAAAGGGUGACAGACCUCCUGACAUGUGUUGUAUGAGGCCUUUUCCUGGAUAAUAUGCAUUAAAAAAGCUUUGUUUUAAAAACGCUGUGUCAGUUUAAAGAUAUUCAGUACUUAGGUUUGUAAUGAACAAGUGUAAACAAAGAGGGGGUUAACUUAUCAAUAACAACAACACAAAAACAGGGAAUAACCUUCAGGUAUUUUAAACCACUGUGAGUGUGCUGCAUUGUUUUUGAUACAAAAAGACACUUUUUCAGUUUGACUCUGAUACUUUCUAAAAGACCAUCUAGUGCAUGUUUAUUGUAAUUUAUCGUCUGAAUACCACCCUGGUUUGAGUCUGUGUAACUGUCAUGUGCCUCUGCGGACAUUUCUGUUGAUGUAUUUGUUUUGUUCAUAUUAAAAUAAUCAACCUGUGUGUCUGUGUUGACCAGUGUCACUGUGUUAGAGGCCUCUAACACAGAAAACUGCAACCCACAGCUUUCUUGGCUGCGCAGACUGUUUAGGCGACCUCUGGUAAGUCUCAGAGCUGUUAAAAUAAGAUCAUUUUUAUUAGUGUGACAUUCAAAGUCAGACACUAAAAAUGUUUGAUACAGUGUGGUUUCAUUUUUAUAUUUGUUGUUACUCGACAGAGAAAAGAUGGUCUGGCUGGCUCCACAGCGCCCCCACCUGGGGAGAAAAACAAUCAACCAAAGAAGAAGAAAUGGAGUAGUAGGCUUUUUAACUGCUGUAGUGUAAGUAAAGCAGAGGAUAACCAGUCUGGACUUCAGUGUUGUUAUAAGUGUUAGUUCUGGUUCAUCUUUCAUUCGAUUCUGUUGCUGACGAUUCAAAAUUAUUUUUACUCCAUUAGAGAAAAAACCGCGUGACUCCGCUUUCUGAUCAUGAAGAUGAGCAAAAGCCUCUUCAGAAACUCCAGAGAAGGUAACAAACUCAUUUUGUUCACAGAAUUGAUCAAUUUCGGUGUCACCUGAUGAGUUAAAUCAUCCCGUGACACAAAUCAGGUGUUAUUAAUUCUUUCUUAAAGCUCACAGUCUGUUCCUCUCUUCUUUUUUCAGUCUUGUCAAAGAAAAAAGUCAUCAGGCUGGUGACUCCGUCCUGGUGUUGGAAGAUUUCAGGGAAGAUGAGGAGGAAAAGCCACGCCAGCAGGAGAAGAAACUUACAGUCCCAUUUGCUCAGCAGACUGUUAUCGCCUCUUCAGCAAAGGAAAAGGCUAAUGUAGAGGACAAGUAAGAAAUGACCACUGUGCUUGUGCAAACUUCUGUUAGUGUGACAAAAGCUGUCACAGACCCGUCCCACAAAUCUGAUCAGUUAAAUACAACAAACGGGUCAGUCUGUGGAUCAUUAGUCCAUAUUUGAAGAAACCAAUAAACAUUAACAUAAGCAGGACCUAAGAUCCUAAUGCUGUAGAAUAACCAAUUUGAUUGUUUGACUUCAACUUCAAAUGAAAAGAGCAGUUUAAUACACUCUUUCUGUACCAGAGUUAAGUGUUCACAAAUACAAAACUUUCUAAAAAAUCAGUUCCGUUUUUUAUUUUUGUUGUUAUUUCACACAGUUUAACUAUAUAUAACAUGUUAAAAAUGUAAAAUACUUGAGAGAUUUUGAAAGUUUAACUUAUCUUGAAAAAAGGGGCAAAAGAUUUCACACAGAGGACACUUUUUGACACAUUUACAGCUAAAAAAAGAGAAUGACCAGGCGGACUGUUAAUAUUACAGGCUUAAAAGGGUUAAUGAGGAGGUUGAUGUCUCAAUAAAGAAAGUUAUGGUUUGAGUUAGCUUGAGGUUAUCACAGUCUGUUCCUCUCUUCUUUUUUCAGUCUUGUCAAAGAAAAAAGUCAUCAGGCUGGUGACUCUGUCCUGGUAUCGGAAGAUGAAGAGGAAAAGCCACGCCAGCAGGAGAAGAAACUUACAGUCCCAUUUGCUCAGCAGACUGUUAUCGCCUCUUCAGCAAAGGAAAAGGCUAAUGUAGAGGACAAGUAAGAAAUGACCACUGUGCUUGUGCAAACUUCUGUUAGUGUGACAAAAGCUGUCAGAGACCCGUCCCACAAAUCUGAUCAGUUAAAUACAACAAACGGGUCAGUCUGUGGAUCAUUAGUCCAUAUUUGAGGAAACCAAUAAACAUUAACAUAAGCAGGACCUAAGAUCCUAAUGCUGUAGAAUAACCAAUUUGAUUGUUUGACUUCAACUUCAAAUGAAAAGAGCAGUUUAAUACACUCUUUCUGUACCAGAGUUAAGUGUUCACAAAUACAAAACUUUCUAAAAAAUCAGUUCCGUUUUUUAUUUUUGUUGUUAUUUCACACAGUUUAACUAUAUAUAACAUGUUAAAAAUGUAAAAUACUUGAGAGAUUUUGAAAGUUUAACUUAUCUUGAAAAAAGGGGCAAAAGAUUUCACACAAAGGACACUUUUUGACACAUUUACAGCUAAAAAAAGAGAAUGACCAGGCGGACUGUUAAUAUUACAGGCUUAAAAGGGUUAAUGAGGAGGUUGAUGUCUUAAUAAAGAAAGUUAUGGUUUGAGUUAGCUUGAGGUUAUCACAGUCUGUUCCUCUCUUCUUUUUUCAGUCUUGUCAAAGAAAAAAGUCAUCAGGCUGGUGACUCCGUCCUGGUGUUGGAAGAUUUCAGGGAAGAUGAGGAGGAAAAGCCACGCCAGCAGGAGAAGAAACUUACAGUCCCAUUUGCUCAGCAGACUGUUAUCGCCUCUUCAGCAAAGGAAAAGGCUAAUGUAGAGGACAAGUAAGAAAUGACCACUGUGCUUGUGCAAACUUCUGUUAGUGUGACAAAAGCUGUCACAGACCCGUCCCACAAAUCUGAUCAGUUAAAUACAACAAACGGGUCAGUCUGUGGAUCAUUAGUCCAUAUUUGAAGAAACCAAUAAACAUUAACAUAAGCAGGACCUAAGAUCCUAAUGCUGUAGAAUAACCAAUUUGAUUGUUUGACUUCAACUUCAAAUGAAAAGAGCAGUUUAAUACACUCUUUCUGUACCAGAGUUAAGUGUUCACAAAUACAAAACUUUCUAAAAAUCAGUUCCGUUUUUUAUUUUUGUUGUUAUUUCACACAGUUUAACUAUAUAUAACAUGUUAAAAAUGUAAAAUACUUGAGAGAUUUUGAAAGUUUAACUUAUCUUGAAAAAAGGGGCAAAAGAUUUCACACAGAGGACACUUUUUGACACAUUUACAGCUAAAAAAAGAGAAUGACCAGGCGGACUGUUAAUAUUACAGGCUUAAAAGGGUUAAUGAGGAGGUUGAUGUCUCAAUAAAGAAAGUUAUGGUUUGAGUUAGCUUGAGGUUAUCACAGUCUGUUCCUCUCUUCUUUUUUCAGUCUUGUCAAAGAAAAAAGUCAUCAGGCUGGUGACUCUGUCCUGGUAUCGGAAGAUGAAGAGGAAAAGCCACGCCAGCAGGAGAAGAAACUUACAGUCCCAUUUGCUCAGCAGACUGUUAUCGCCUCUUCAGCAAAGGAAAAGGCUAAUGUAGAGGACAAGUAAGAAAUGACCACUGUGCUUGUGCAAACUUCUGUUAGUGUGACAAAAGCUGUCAGAGACCCGUCCCACAAAUCUGAUCAGUUAAAUACAACAAACGGGUCAGUCUGUGGAUCAUUAGUCCAUAUUUGAGGAAACCAAUAAACAUUAACAUAAGCAGGACCUAAGAUCCUAAUGCUGUAGAAUAACCAAUUUGAUUGUUUGACUUCAACUUCAAAUGAAAAGAGCAGUUUAAUACACUCUUUCUGUACCAGAGUUAAGUGUUCACAAAUACAAAACUUUCUAAAAAAUCAGUUCCGUUUUUUAUUUUUGUUGUUAUUUCACACAGUUUAACUAUAUAUAACAUGUUAAAAAUGUAAAAUACUUGAGAGAUUUUGAAAGUUUAACUUAUCUUGAAAAAAGGGGCAAAAGAUUUCACACAAAGGACACUUUUUGACACAUUUACAGCUAAAAAAAGAGAAUGACCAGGCGGACUGUUAAUAUUACAGGCUUAAAAGGGUUAAUGAGGAGGUUGAUGUCUUAAUAAAGAAAGUUAUGGUUUGAGUUAGCUUGAGGUUAUCACAGUCUGUUCCUCUCUUCUUUUUUCAGUCUUGUCAAAGAAAAAAGUCAUCAGGCUGGUGACUCCGUCCUGGUGUUGGAAGAUUUCAGGGAAGAUGAGGAGGAAAAGCCACGCCAGCAGGAGAAGAAACUUACAGUCCCAUUUGCUCAGCAGACUGUUAUCGCCUCUUCAGCAAAGGAAAAGGCUAAUGUAGAGGACAAGUAAGAAAUGACCACUGUGCUUGUGCAAACUUCUGUUAGUGUGACAAAAGCUGUCACAGACCCGUCCCACAAAUCUGAUCAGUUAAAUACAACAAACGGGUCAGUCUGUGGAUCAUUAGUCCAUAUUUGAAGAAACCAAUAAACAUUAACAUAAGCAGGACCUAAGAUCCUAAUGCUGUAGAAUAACCAAUUUGAUUGUUUGACUUCAACUUCAAAUGAAAAGAGCAGUUUAAUACACUCUUUCUGUACCAGAGUUAAGUGUUCACAAAUACAAAACUUUCUAAAAAAUCAGUUCCGUUUUUUAUUUUUGUUGUUAUUUCACACAGUUUAACUAUAUAUAACAUGUUAAAAAUGUAAAAUACUUGAGAGAUUUUGAAAGUUUAACUUAUCUUGAAAAAAGGGGCAAAAGAUUUCACACAGAGGACACUUUUUGACACAUUUACAGCUAAAAAAAGAGAAUGACCAGGCGGACUGUUAAUAUUACAGGCUUAAAAGGGUUAAUGAGGAGGUUGAUGUCUCAAUAAAGAAAGUUAUGGUUUGAGUUAGCUUGAGGUUAUCACAGUCUGUUCCUCUCUUCUUUUUUCAGUCUUGUCAAAGAAAAAAGUCAUCAGGCUGGUGACUCUGUCCUGGUAUCGGAAGAUGAAGAGGAAAAGCCACGCCAGCAGGAGAAGAAACUUACAGUCCCAUUUGCUCAGCAGACUGUUAUCGCCUCUUCAGCAAAAGAAAAGGCUAAUGUAGAGGACAAGUAAGAAAUGACCACUGUGCUUGUGCAAACUUCUGUUAGUGUGACAAAAGCUGUCACAGACCCGUCCCACAAAUCUGAUCAGUUAAAUACAACAAACGGGUCAGUCUGUGGAUCAUUAGUCCAUAUUUGAAGAAACCAAUAAACAUUAACAUAAGCAGGACCUAAGAUCCUAAUGCUGUAGAAUAACCAAUUUGAUUGUUUGACUUCAACUUCAAAUGAAAAGAGCAGUUUAAUACACUCUUUCUGUACCAGAGUUAAGUGUUCACAAAUACAAAACUUUCUAAAAAAUCAGUUCCGUUUUUUAUUUUUGUUGUUAUUUCACACAGUUUAACUAUAUAUAACAUGUUAAAAAUGUAAAAUACUUGAGAGAUUUUGAAAGUUUAACUUAUCUUGAAAAAAGGGGCAAAAGAUUUCACACAAAGGACACUUUUUGACACAUUUACAGCUAAAAAAAGAGAAUGACCAGGCGGACUGUUAAUAUUACAGGCUUAAAAGGGUUAAUGAGGAGGUUGAUGUCUUAAUAAAGAAAGUUAUGGUUUGAGUUAGCUUGAGGUUAUCACAGUCUGUUCCUCUCUUCUUUUUUCAGUCUUGUCAAAGAAAAAAGUCAUCAGGCUGGUGACUCCGUCCUGGUGUUGGAAAAUUUCAGGGAAGAUGAGGAGGAAAAGCCACGCCAGCAGGAGAAGAAACUUACAGUCCCAUUUGCUCAGCAGACUGUUAUCGCCUCUUCAGCAAAGGAAAAGGCUAAUGUAGAGGACAAGUAAGAAAUGACCACUGUGCUUGUGCAAACUUCUGUUAGUGUGACAAAAGCUGUCACAGACCCGUCCCACAAAUCUGAUCAGUUAAAUACAACAAACGGGUCAGUCUGUGGAUCAUUAGUCCAUAUUUGAAGAAACCAAUAAACAUUAACAUAAGCAGGACCUAAGAUCCUAAUGCUGUAGAAUAACCAAUUUGAUUGUUUGACUUCAACUUCAAAUGAAAAGAGCAGUUUAAUACACUCUUUCUGUACCAGAGUUAAGUGUUCACAAAUACAAAACUUUCUAAAAAAUCAGUUCCGUUUUUUAUUUUUGUUAUUUCACACAGUUUAACCAUAUAUAACAUGUUAAAAAUGUAAAAUACUUGAGAGAUUUUGAAAGUUUAACUUAUCUUGAAAAAAGGGGCAAAAGAUUUCACACAGAGGACACUUUUUGACACAUUUACAGCUAAAAAAAGAGAAUGACCAGGCGGACUGUUAAUAUUACAGGCUUAAAAGGGUUAAUGAGGAGGUUGAUGUCUCAAUAAAGAAAGUUAUGGUUUGAGUUAGCUUGAGGUUAUCACAGUCUGUUCCUCUCUUCUUUUUUCAGUCUUGUCAAAGAAAAAAGUCAUCAGGCUGGUGACUCCGUCCUGGUAUCGGAAGAUGAAGAGGAAAAGCCACGCCAGCAGGAGAAGAAACUUACAGUCCCAUUUGCUCAGCAGACUGUUAUCGCCUCUUCAGCAAAAGAAAAGGCUAAUGUAGAGGACAAGUAAGAAAUGACCACUGUGCUUGUGCAAACUUCUGUUAGUGUGACAAAAGCUGUCAGAGACCCGUCCCACAAAUCUGAUCAGUUAAAUACAACAAACGGGUCAGUCUGUGGAUCAUUAGUCCAUAUUUGAGGAAACCAAUAAACAUUAACAUAAGCAGGACCUAAGAUCCUAAUGCUGUAGAAUAACCAAUUUGAUUGUUUGACUUCAACUUCAAAUGAAAAGAGCAGUUUAAUACACUCUUUCUGUACCAGAGUUAAUGAGGAGGUUGAUGUCUCAAUAAAGAAAGUUAUGGUUUGAGUUAGCUUGAGGUUAUCACUUUCACCCUCGUUUAAACAUUAUGUUCUUACUUGGGACAUGUUUUCAUUGGCAAUGAAAGUCAAAAAGGAUUAUUGGCAGUGCUGGUAAUGUGAAUUAAAAACUCUGAGUGUUGUGUUGGUCAAAUCUCUUCAGAUCUUUCCUCUCCUUAAAUUCAAUCCCACCUCAACUUCAAUAUUGAUUUUUGCUAAAAUAACCUCCUUUUCCACAGAUGAGGUCAACUGUAAAAUAUGAUUCAGUACAAGUAGAUUACCAGCCUCACACACUUGUAGCUCUCUGCUGUUCAUUGUUAUUUAUGGUUUGUUUUUGUCUCAUUGCAGCACUGACAAGGUUUCCCAGAGAAGACUGUCACAGUGGGAACAGAGACUCACCUGUUGGCAGAUCAAUCUUGGGUGAGUACAUGUGAUUUCCUGCAUUCAUCACUUUUAUCCAUGCAGCUACAGUUUGAUAAAACAAUCCUCAGUUUGUGGAGCUGUGAUGUUAAGACAUGAUUCCAUUUGUUGUGUUUGUGUGUCAGAUUUCCAAAUCCAGCCCAGAACUGUUACAUGAACUCCAGCCUCCAGAGCUUGCUCACGCUCACACAGUUUGUUAGGGACAUCAGGAGCCAGGAGGAGGUCUGGAGUGUGUUCCCAGAGGCCCAGCUGAUGAGGUGAGGAGGGUUAGGUCAUUUUACGCCUACAUUAAAGCAAAGCCAUGCACUGCAGAUGAGUCACAAGAAGCAACUUACACCACUUGCAAAAAGUCAAAAAUGUAUAAUUUUUUGUUUUAGAUUAUUGUGUAUCGCCUUCAAACACCUUAACUAUCCUUGAAUAAUUUUAUACAAAACAUGCCAAAUACAAGGUUUACGUUGAGAAAUGGUCUCUGAUUUGUUAGUUUUGUACACCAACGUUUCCUGGUUUGGUUCAGAAAAGAUUGUGGCUUGGAUUAAAAUUCAACUGUGAUCUUAAUAUGCUCUCAAACAGCUUCAACAACAGAAUGUGUUGUUGAACCUACGAGUGGAACUUUUGAUUUAAACUACAAACUGAAAUACAAGAAAAGAAAGGAAUAAUGCAUCAAAAUUAAUAUUGCUAUUCAAAAUUGACCCAAAGCUUUUUUUAGUUUUCAGGAUAUGAGAAAUAUUAAGCUUUUGUCUUUUUUUUAAAAUGAAAAAUCAGGUUUAUUGUGUUAAUGAACUGGCAUUUAAAGGGUAAAAAAAAAUCUGAAUGAUUAAUAAUAGGUAUUAAUAUACAGGACUGAAACUGAGGAAAAGAUAUGAAUAAUAAAAGCUUAUGAAAUAUGUCAAUGUAAGAUAAUUCAAAUCAAGUAUUCUGAUUGAAUGGGUUUUUUAAAUCUGACAUUGUAAAAAAAAAAAAAUUACAUACCCCCAAAUCAUUUUUACUGGUGAUCACAAAAAUGGUCCAAGCUUAAUUUUUAAUUUUUUUUUUAUUUUGAAAGUUUCCUCAUUUUUAUGUUGGAAAAUAGUAUAUUUUUUCAAUGCAUUGUGUAUGUAGACUGGGAUAGGGUUAAAAUUCUGGAAAUUAUCAUUUGAUAUUUAUAAACAGAGUUGAAGCUGGUUAAAUAAUUGUGAUUCAUUAUAAGUUAAAAACAAUAUUUAUGUAUAAUUUUAUGUCAGUUUUUGGCUUUGAACUUACUCUUUGUCCUGUACUGUAAAAAGAGAUUUUUUUUAAGUUUUAAAAUUGAUUCAACAUUUAAUAUAAAUGAACAAUAAAUCUGCUUAAAAGAUUUGACCCAUUAAACAAAGAGAUAAUAUCCAUGUAAAAAUAUUUCAUGACAGGUUUUUUUUUUUUUGUUUGUUUUUUUUUGCCAAGGAUAAGUUAAUUUCCGGAUACCAGGAACUUUCUGUUGCUGAGACAUGAAGCUUCAGUUUAUCUGCAAAUCUUUCAACCAAACUGAAACUAGCUCCUCUCUGUUUCUCUGCAGUUAUUUCAUGGACAUCGCAUGUCUCCGUGACGUAGGUGACAGGCGCCGCAAACUUGAGGCUCUGUGUGAAUUGAAGCGGAUUAUCUCUGUCAAGGCUCCAGAGUUUGUGGACAACCAUCAAAAAGUAAGUCAGCUUGUUUUCUUUGAAGUUUCACUAGCUGCUCCUUGUCUGCUUAUCCAGUCAAACCUGUGUUUCUGUUUGCUCAGGAUGCCCACGAGUUUUUGAUUGCUGUUCUGGGUCAGAUGAGGGACCUGGCUGCGCCGCUGGGGCAAGUUGCCUCCAUACUGGGGAGGACCUACAGUUGUCCUGUGGAAAGGAACCUGGUGUUCAAGAUGCAGAAUACUCGAAAAUGCAAGAGGUAAAAACAUACAGAUGGUUGCAGGACAAAUUUACCUCCAGUUUGACUCAUUUGUUUAAUUUUUUUGCUCAUUUUUAUCAAGUAAGGUCACCUAAACCUAAAGUAAUCUUUUCUUUUAUCUUUAAAUGUUUUUUUCUCAACAUGUAUAACUUCAGUAUAUAAUUAUAUGUAUUGUCCCUUUAACGUGCAGAUGUGGCUCCCCCUCGGUGAGAGAAGAGGAGUUCCUAAAUCUCUCUCUGGACCUGAUUCCUGGGGGUUCGGUGCAGCAGAUGCUGGAGGAAUACGAGAAGGUAUAGACGCUGGACUUCUUUAAUCAACAUCCACAUUGUCUGUUAUGAAGCCACUCAAAUGUUUCACUCUGCGGUUAUUUUUGGUUGUUGUUUUUCCAUGUUUACUGUACACUGUAUCUGACAGCAUGUUUUCUCUGCAGGAGACAGACUUGGAGUUCAGUUGCAAGUGUGGAGGCAAAACUUCAGCACAAUGCUCCACCUUCACAACCCUGCCGAAGUGGGUGACGUUACAUCCAUCACAGACUCACUGUUUCCCUCUGUUGCAGACACAUGCACAGAUUAUUUUCUGUUUAUUUCUCCUCAGUACUUUCAUGCUCAGAAAUUCCCUCAGUUUAAUAAUCCUGUGGUCAUUCCCUCUGUGCUGCUCUCCACAGUUUCUUGGUGCUCCAACUGAAAAGGUUUAACUUCACUGAGACCUAUGAGCUUGUGAAAUGUCACGACCCCGUGGACCUCACCAGGGAACUUAUAGUGACAUCUAGCCAGGUAAGACAUUUAUGCACCAGAGUGUAAGAGUGUAGAAGUGUGUGCGUGUGUGUGUGUGUGUGUGUGUGUGUGUGUGUGUGUGUGUGUGUGUGUGUGUGUGCGUGUGUGUGUGUGUGUGUGUGUGUGUGUGCGUGCGUGUGUGUGUGUGUGUGUGUGUGUGUGUGUGUGUGUGUGCUUCUUGUUUCUAACAGUUGUUCUAUGUGUUUGCUCUCAGGCUAAGAGCUGGUACAGUCUGGUUAGUGUCAUCAGUCAUUUAGGCAGCGAAGGGAACGCAGGUAAAAUAUUCACUCAGUAAGGGUCAGAUCAGCCAGUGCAGUCUUCUGUUAGGUCCUCAGAUCCAUAACAGAUGGAUAAAUGCCAAUCAAAGGCUGGAGUCUUUCAAGUCUCAGGAAUAUCAAAUUAACAUUAGCCUUCAAACCAUGUCUUUGUAAGAAAGAUAAAACAUUAUGAAGUCGUUGAAUCAGUUCAGCAAAAGGUACAGCCCACUCUUGGAUCUUGGUAACAUUUUCCAUCAUUUUACUUUCAAAGAACUGCUGAACUUAUAAAAAUGUUUGAAGAAAUUUGUUAUAACCAUUUUUUAUGAUUUAUAAUCACAUAUUUUGUAGGCUAAAGCACCAGAAUUAGUACUUCAUACAACACUCUAAACCAGUGUUGUAUGAAGUACUAAACAAAUAUACUUGAGUUGAAGUACAGUUACCUUACCAGAAAAUGACUCAAGUCAAAGUGAAAGUCUCCCAUGAGAAUUCUACUGAAGUCCAAGUCUUGAAGUUUAUCACAUUCUUUCCACUUAAGUAUCAAAAGUACUCAAGUAAAUGUACCCCAAGUAAAAGUAAAAAGUCAACGUCAAAGUACAAACAUAUUUUUAAUUUUUGCAAAAGCUACUUAUGCCCAAAUAAGCACACAUUUCAGAUAGAUGCAAGCAACAGCUUAGAAAAAUUAAUGGGAGGGAGGGACAGAACCCUGGUUACAGCACUGAUCAGGAGAAACAAUAGUGCAUCCUCCAACAAAGAACUUAGGCUGACAAUUUAACACAAUGAGAACUGUCAAAAAAGCCACUGGACAUUUAGGUGGGCAUGUCAGCAGCCUGCAAGCAGCUGCGGACGUGCCCAGGCUUGAGUGACCGAUUGAUAAUGAUCAAGUGCAAUGCAAAUCAACAAUAGGUACAAGGGAAAAAAAGGUUUUCCCCCUUACCUGCUGUCAUAGCAACAAAGUAAAAAAUAGUAGUAGUGAAGAUGCUUCUGUGAAAUGUAGUGGAGUAAAAGUAAUGCUACGUACUUACUGUACAACACUGUUCUAGACUUUGCAAUUCAUUGUAUUAAAAUUUCAGAGAGCCUACUAACUGUUAAAGUUUAUGAAAUGACACAAGGCAGAACAACUUUUGAUGGUGAGAUCACUUGAUUUACGCUUUGACAGCUGAGAUCCCAGAGUCUGCUGUGACUGCAGACAUGGGGUCCCUCUACAGAUUUGUCUUAAAGCCAUCAUGCAGCGUUACCUUGAAUGUUCAGAGAAAAUACUGAGACAUCUGAGAAAAUUUGUGUGUUCAUUUUUACAAGAGAAUAACCUUUUGACAUUAAGCCAAGUUGUAAAGUUCCCUCUACUCUUGUUCUUUAGUCAAACCUGCUCUGUCUGCAGCUCAAAUUAUGGACCACUACUGCCCCCUGUGGCCGACUGCAUUAAUACCUAAUUGUCCCUAUAAUGUACAAAUGAAGGCUGCUGUUAUUAAGUUUUCCUUCAGAGCAUUUUGACUAUUUCACCCUGACUUUCUUGGAGUUUUGAUCAAAUGUUUUCUCACAGUAAUGGAUCAUUUUUAUUCCAUGACUGUCUUUACAUCAACACAUAAAACAAACAAAUAUAAAAUCACAAAAGACUCACAUGUUUAUGGCUAUAAUGCUGUUCAGCUGGGUUUAUUCAGUAAUCUUGUCUGAAAUUCGCUCCAACAUUUGAUGCAAACUCUUCUUCCUCUCCUGUUAGGACACUACAUCAGCAGCGGGCUGCACCCUGAUAUGGAUCCUGAGACUACGGGUGAUCUUUGGCUAAACUAUAAUGACUCCGAGGUCACCUGCAUGACAAGGGAGAAUGUGUGCCAAAGUUUGGAGGAGUCAGCAUAUCUCCUCUUUUAUCAGAAGAUGGUGAGAAAAAUACGCACAUGUUAAGCAAACACAGAUUAUAAUUAAUUAAGCUGAAUUCUCCACAAACACAGGUUAUUAACUGUCUUUAUGUCUGUUUUAGGUAUAA
Molecule: messenger RNA, 15384 nt
Organism: Xyrichtys novacula (pearly razorfish)
Lineage: Eukaryota; Metazoa; Chordata; Actinopteri; Labriformes; Labridae
Source: the annotation of a GenBank genome assembly